UUCGCGUUCCAAGGGAUCCAUUUUGUGAGAAUACCGGUUCGAUUAAUAAGAGGUAUAGUAACUGAAAGCAGUAAAAUGAAUGGAAUUGUAAGAAGCACGUUACGUUCGUCCGUAAUCAGGAAUCUUUUUUCGUCUACUUCGAGCACUGGAACCGCAAAUAAUCAAUUAAGAACACUAUGGAACGUUGGUUUUCAACAAGCCCAAAUUGCACCUAUCGUUUCAGUAAAAACGUUUAAGCACCAAAAUAUUCUUUGUAAUUGCGGUUGUUGCCGGAGUGGUCACACCAAAGCUGAGAAGGAGCUUGUAGAAUUUCUAGCAGAAGAAAUCAUAGCAGAAAAGAAAGCACAAAAAUUGAAAACUAUUCCUACUGAAUUAGAUGGUUUUAAAGUAUCUCUUGACGGUGCAGAUGUUACUUUAGAGAAAAAACAGGACAAUGAAACGAUUAAAAUUUCAUUCAACAUAAACCAUACAGUUGAUGCUGAUGCUCAACCUGAAGUGGAAAUGACCAAUGACAAUCCAGACAUUGGUGACAUGAAAAGUAAACCAUCCUUCACAGUAGAUGUUUUGAGGGGAAACCAAACUCUUGGAUUCACCUGUUCAUUUAAUAGCGAACCUGGUGCAUCAGGUGCUAACGAAAGCUUUGAUGAUAUCUUUGGCAUCGAUGAAAUUACUUUGUAUACAGGAGAGAAUUCUGAUAAAGUAUAUGCUGUUGCUGGUGAAAUUAUUGAUGGGUAUCUGUAUGAUUUGCUGAUGAAUUACCUAGAAGAAAAAGGUGUUUCAAAUGAGUUUGCAGAAAAGUUGGUUGAACUCAGUACAAGUUAUGAACAUACAGCAUAUGUUAGUUUGUUAGAAGGCCUUUCAAAAUUCACAUCUAAACAAUAA
Messenger RNA from Habropoda laboriosa, 882 nucleotides. It is a transcript of the gene P32, whose product is annotated as complement component 1 Q subcomponent-binding protein, mitochondrial. Gene Ontology annotation, cellular component: mitochondrial matrix. Gene Ontology annotation, biological process: cytosolic ribosome assembly. The record is from RefSeq and is a predicted model, not a curated record. The coding region runs from base 76 to 882 and encodes 268 amino acids. The transcript is spliced from 5 exons. Lineage: Eukaryota; Metazoa; Arthropoda; Insecta; Hymenoptera; Apidae.